UGACGUUCAUUCAGUAAUAUUUUUUUGUGUUGUAAAAAUCAGAAACAUAAAUACACAUGUUAGUUUAUUUGUGACUUUUCAAACACGUUUUCAAACGAUGUCAUCUCAAAUAGAUCAGGACAAUACAACGAUUUCAGAGUCAAGCUUUGAAGAAUUCCUUUUAAUUCAUCAGUUACAAUUAAAAAAUUCAUGUGUCCCUCAAAUCUACUGGCAAACACUGUUCAACAAGUUGAAAGAUGAAGUGUUUGAUGCAGGUGGAGUGUUUCAAGUCCAGAUAGUGGAACAUGUUGAAGAAACAUAUGGAAAUGAAGGGGAUGAAGACAGGGAAGACGGGGACGAAACAAGCGGUUCUCACACAUACAGGGUGGUUGUCAGCAGACAGGAGGGAAUCAGUUGCAUUGAUGAGGAGCAUAUAUACCUGGUUGACCAUGCAUGGACAUAUCGCCAGCAUGAGGCACGUGCUUACUUGGAGCAGGUUGCGGGACUAAAGGAACGAAUGGCUGACCUCAUGGACAUUAAAAAAGAUGAAAGGCCAGACAAGGACAUCAUUGAUGAGGUGCUAAGAGAAAUGUGGAGGUUUAAUGGAACCUACAGUAUAGGAAAUUAUGAUCUGGGCACCAAUGAGCGACUGCCUGUGUGGUAUGUAAUGGAUGAGUUUGGUUCCCGUAUCCAGCACUCGGACAUGCCCACGUUCAAGAUGGCACCAUUCAUGUACGGACCCAGGCAGAUUGCAUACUCAAUCAUCUGGCCCAUUAAAGAUCUUAACAAAGGAGAGGAGGUGACACGAGAUUAUGUCCCCAACAUCCAUCAUCCUGAGAGAAGGGCAGCCACAAUGUUGCCAUGGAUACCACAUGAUUUCCGAGAAACCUCCUUCCAGCAGCAAGAGCCCAGUUCAGACUUCUUCUCUGCCCACAGAAUUGCUGAGAAAAUGCCGGAGGAAGUUGGCCCUGUUUCCCCACUCCCUAGCGACCGGCGUAUCCGUGUAUGUCUUGACUACCCUGAAGCUCCGGAAAUCACGCACCCAAGGUUUGAAAUGGUGGACACCGGGGAAGAGGCAGACAUCAUCUGGACACUGCAGAACUUUAAAGAUUUCACAUCUUUGUGUUCUGAAGGAAAAUACCGCUACAUCAACCAGUUUCCCAACGAGCAGUGUAUCACAGUGAAGGACCUACUUCCCAUUGUGUGUCGCAGAGCAGGAACUGGUGGUAUUGACCCAGACACACUUGAGGGGUCACCAAAAUGGCUGCCCCUAACCUUUAAUCUGAACACAGAGCUAGACAAGUUUGUCUCAUACUUUCAACACCGACAAGACAAAGGUCUGGACAAUGUAUGGAUCUUGAAGCCGUGGAACCUGUCCAACUCUGCUGACAUCACGGUCUCAGACAAUCUCAACCAGAUUGUGCGCCUUACAGAGACUGGCCCUAAGAUAGCGUGUAAGUACAUAUCGGACUGUGUGACUAUUCACCGUGCAGACUUAAAGGCUGAUGUGAAGGUAGAUUUCCGUUUCCUCAUCUUCCUGGCGAGCGUGAAGCCUCUCCAAGUCUUUUUAUACAGACCUUUCAGUGUACGCAGAGGACACAAAGAGUACUCCCUGACUGACUUUGAUGACUUGUUGCGACACCUGACCUACGUCGGUCUAUAUAAGUACAAUGUUUACCGUCCUGGAAUGUACACAGAAGAGUUCAUUGAGCCAUUUGAAGCUGAAAAUCCUGGAGUCAAAUGGAACACAAUAGAGGAUUCAAUCCACACCGCCCUACUGGAGCUUUUCCAGGCAGCAACCAGUCGUGAUCCACCAGCUGGCCUUGUUAACUUUCCACUCUCCCGGGCGAUAUAUGGCAUCGACUUGCUCUUGCAGUGGCAGACAAAUGAAAAGGGUGAGCGUUAUGUCCAGCCGAUGGUAUCGGAGGUGAACUUUGGUUGUGACUAUAAGAGCUGGAUGGAAGAAUACCCGGAGAUGCUCAAUGAUGCGUUUAGCGCUCUCUUCUUUAAUGACAUCGAGGGUCGUGAAGACAGAGUGAAGGUCCUUGCUUCUUGAUUUCUUCCCAAGAAAUCUGUCAUAUACACUGUUAUUAAUGACUGUGCUGAGUUGGAUGCUUAAAACUGCAUAAUGGACAAGUGUUACUUUUGGAAAUGACAUGUAUCACACACUAAUGUUUAUUGGUAUCAUAUAUCAAACAAUAAAUUAUGCUUAUUGGA
Messenger RNA from Mya arenaria, 2196 nucleotides. RefSeq names its product tubulin--tyrosine ligase-like protein 12. Gene Ontology annotation, biological process: protein modification process. Bases 98 to 2035 code for a protein of 645 amino acids. NCBI's taxonomy places the organism in Eukaryota, Metazoa, Mollusca, Bivalvia, Myida, Myidae. The transcript has 14 exons. The record is from RefSeq and is a predicted model, not a curated record.